AUGCGUUUCUUCGCCUCUUUCGCCGUCGCCGCUUUGGCUGCCAUUGCCACUGCCAGCAGCACGGCCAACCCUUUCAAGAUCCCUACUGAUGGUUACACCUUUAAAGUCGGACAGGCUACCACUAUCACCUGGACGCCUACCACCAGCGGAACUGUCACCCUGCGUCUGCAGUGGGGUGCCGUGACCACUGCCACCUCCGGAACUGCCAUUGCCUCGAACAUCGACAACUCCGGCAGCUUCACCUGGGACGUACCCUCCAACCUGGCCGCCGAGCCCGACUACACCAUUGAGAUCAUCUCCGACGAAGACAGCAGCGACUACAACUUCAUCGGCCGCUUCACCGUCGAGGGCGCAACCGUCUCCGUGACCACCGCCACCGCCAGCUCAACCUCUUCGUCGUCCUCGACCUCCAAGUCCACCAGCUCCCCGACCCCCACCACCACCACCACCACCUCGGAGUCGACUUCUUCCUCCGCCGCCAGCACCAGCUCCCCCACCACCAUGAGCACUGCCUCCAGCACCUCGGCUACCACCGGAAGCACCUCCGCCAGCUCCUCCGCCACCCAGACUUCCUCCACUGAGUCCUCCAGCUCUGCUUCCUCCACCGCUAGCUCCUCUGCCUCUCAGAGCGCCGUGCCCACCACCAACGCUGGUGUCGUGAACCGCGUCUCCGGCGGUAUGCUGGCCCUCGUUGCCGGUGCCUUCAUGCUGUAA
Messenger RNA from Penicillium soppii, 714 nucleotides. RefSeq names its product GPI anchored serine-threonine rich family protein. NCBI's taxonomy places the organism in Eukaryota, Fungi, Ascomycota, Eurotiomycetes, Eurotiales, Aspergillaceae. The record is from RefSeq and is a predicted model, not a curated record. The transcript has 2 exons. The coding region runs from base 1 to 714 and encodes 237 amino acids.